Eleginops maclovinus (Patagonian blennie) is the source of this 1391-nucleotide messenger RNA. Its product is annotated as proline-rich protein 2-like. The record is from RefSeq and is a predicted model, not a curated record. Gene Ontology annotation, cellular component: membrane. Bases 160 to 771 code for a protein of 203 amino acids. Lineage: Eukaryota; Metazoa; Chordata; Actinopteri; Perciformes; Eleginopidae. The transcript is spliced from 3 exons.
CCGUCCAUCAAACCCCCCACUCUGGAACGAUUGGUUUUGUAGUUGCAGGGGUGGAGUAAAGGAAACGAGACAGCAGUGAAAAGUUUCCCUUAAACUCUACAACGGAAAAAGUCCAGCGGUAAGACACCUUUCUGUACUGAGAGCCCAAGAGUUUCUAUUAUGGACCCCAGUAAGUCUGCCGGCGCGCCUCCAGCGGGAUGGUCUGAUGAGAAGUCCUCCAUGGGCCAUGCGCCUCCUCCGCCCUACCAGGACCAACCGUACCCGGGAUACCCGCAACCCGGCCCAGGGUACCCGCAACCCGGCCCGGGGUACCCGCAACCCGGCCCAGGGUACCCGCAACCCGGCCCGGGACAGCCGCAACCCGGCCAGGGACACCCGCAACCCGGCCAGGGAUACCCUCCACAUCCGCAGGGCUACGGGUCCCCACCGCAGUAUGGGGGUGCAGUUGGACAGCAGCCAUACCCCAUGGGUCAGCAGGCCACUGUCACUGUCCAGCCCACAGUGUAUGUGACCCAGGUCCCGCUGGCGUACCCUAUCAACGACUACUUGUGCUACUCCAUCUUCACCAUGCUGUGCUGCUGCCUGCCGCUUGGAAUCGCUGCCCUCAUCUACUCCAUCUCAACCCGUGAAGCAAACCACGUUGGGAACCGGCAGGGGGCGGAGCGGAGCAGCAGGAUUGCCAGGAUCCUGAACCACGUGGGCCUGGGAAUCGGCAUCGGCCUCGUUGUCCUCUACAUCGUAUACGCUAUGGUUUUGGCAAAUACAUUUUAAACCUGCUGCAACACCGUUCCCAUAUUUUCAGGCCCCAUUCUCCUUCUACAUCAGAUUGUCAGAGCACACCAGUGACAUAAGUACAGGUAGAUUUUAGUUAUUGACAUUUAUAUGAUGUUUUGAUUCUAAAAUAUGUUUCAAAUUUCAGCCAUCGAUUAAUGUUGUACCAAGAAUCAAGACUUCCACUCAAGUAGGUCCUAUUAUGCCAAGACUUAUAUUUUAUGUUCAAAUAGCAAAAGAUUAUCAAAACACUGUCGGAUUUCAUUUUGGGUUAUUGUUUCCUAAUUGAAAUUGAUUUGUCUGAUUGUACGGUGGGCAAAAUAUUGAUGCCCUUUCAACAAAUUUGUUUGUUGUAAAUGUGCACUAACACUUUUAAAAGUAUGCUAUAAUAGAAUGGCAUUUAUAUUUUAAACAUAAAAAGUAAAAAGUAAAAGAUGAAAUGAUCAAAACAUGGCAACAGUGGCCAAUUGUUCCAUCAGUGGUUCUUUUUUUAAAUCAUAUAGCGUAAGGUUUGGUAUUAAUUUUCAUGUAAUGUUUUUGUUAUCUUUUCUUAACCAAAGCCACAUUAUUUUGCUGUAUACGAAAUUUCUUUAUAAAUAAAGCAUAUUGAAUGAAAGAAA